AUGGUCAAUAAUAAGAAAGAACAGCAGGAGAGUCUUGCGCAGCUCGUGCGCGACUUGGAAACGAAGAAAACUUUGUGCAACGUCAAGGACUAUCCUGGAGUGGAACUGAAGAAGUUGAAUAAUUACGUGAAGAAACUCGGUCCGCUCCUGAACCCCGUUUUCGGUGAGCAACCAGCAUUUUUCAUCGACGAAGGCCGCUUUAUUCCGUAUCGAAUGGUCACGUACGGCAUGGAGAUAGUGGUCGCCAAGAUCAUAAGAAUCUUGGAUGAAUGGACGACGUGGUCAGGAAUAGGAGGCAGAGUUACAUCUUCGCAAGGAGCCUUCAUUUUUGGCACUGACGUUCGAAUGCCGAACGUCGCGUACACGCCUCCUGGCACCCAUAGAGAUUUAUCGAAUGGGUCAACGUGGACGUAUCAUGGUGAUCCAUUCGUUCCUACGGUCGUUAUUGAGAUUGAUAAGCUUUCUGGACAAGGCUCCCAGCGCAGCGCUCUCGAUCGCAAGAUGAGAAAUGAGUAUUUCCAGCAUGGCGUCCGUUUGGGUUGGCUGAUCGACCCACGCCCAGACUGUCAGCGUAUGUACGAGUAUUACCUCGACAAUAAUGGAUGCGUGCAAUCCUCUGACAACACUGCGUGGCGAGAUCUUAGCGGCGGCAAUGUUCUUCCUGGCUUCACGCUCAUGAGCACGGUUUUGGAGAUGGUUUUGAAUCAGAAUUCAGGAUCGUCGUCAGAAGAAGAAGUUGAUUUGGAGUGUCCAUAUCCAACAUGCAUAGAACGCUUCAGAUAUCCUGGUGCUAUCGCCGCCCACGUUGAAUGGCAUCGUGUCGAACGUGUUUGUCAAAAGUAUCGAGCGAAUCGAAGGUAA
Messenger RNA from Peronospora farinosa, 861 nucleotides. Lineage: Eukaryota; Oomycota; Peronosporomycetes; Peronosporales; Peronosporaceae. The record is from the annotation of a GenBank genome assembly.